AAUCAGAUUAGGAAACAGUUAAAACAUAAGGCCAAGAUCAAUUUCAUCGUCGAUAUGCUGCGAGUAAGAGGGCUAUUCUGCAAAGUCGCACUUUGUUUCGGCUCCUGUAGUGAACUCGAUUUCCCUCUGAAUCACGCUCCGAUACGGAUUCGGCGGUAACAAUAGCGGCCAAAUCCUACCCAUAUUUUAUCAGUUGAUCCCGCUCGGUUCAGGGAGGGGAGAGAGAGAGAGAGAGCCAUGGAGUUGUCGAAUUCCGUCGCAUCCACGGCGGCGCAGGCGCGGCUGCUCCGGCCGCCGUCAGGUCGCCGGCCCGGCCCGACGGGAUACGUGGCUUGUAGGAGUUAUGCUGUAAGAAGCAAACUGAUGAAGGCGACGCCUCCAAUCCGUGCCAGCUUUCAGCCGGCAUUUCCUCAUCAGUUGAGCUCUCAAGCUACAAACAAGAAGAAACGUAAUGUUCCUUACUAUCAGAGACAAAAAGCUCCGCAGAUAGAAGCCAAGUCGAUGGAGGAGGUAUAUGACGCUUUGGCCGAACACCUUAUUUCUGUCUUGAAGAAUAUUGAACAUUUUGAUUCAAAAUACAUUGUUGGUCUAGCUGGACCACCUGGUGCAGGCAAGUCCACCGUUGCCUCUGAAGUUGUUCAACGUGUUAAUAUGCUUUGGUCCCAGAAGCACGCAGAAGGUAGUGGUGCAUUGCUUCCUUCCGAGGAAAUUGCUGCAAUGCUUCCAAUGGAUGGCUUCCACCUUUAUCGUUCCCAGCUUGAUGCAAUGGAGGAUCCAAAAGAAGCACAUGCAAGAAGAGGAGCACCAUGGACAUUCAAUCCAUCACUUCUUCUGAAAUAUCUACAGACCCUAAGAGCAGAGGGUUCACUUUAUGCUCCAUCAUUUGAUCAUGGUGUUGGUGACCCAGUUGAGAAUGACAUAUUUGUAAAGCCACAGCACAAAAUAGUGAUCGUUGAAGGGAAUUAUUUAUUACUGGAAGAAGAUGUUUGGAGGGAAAUUAGAGACUUUUUUGAUGAGAAAUGGUUCAUUGACAUUGACAUUGAUGUCUCCAUGGAAAGAGUGCUCAAGAGACAUAUUGCCACAGGAAAAGAGCCAGAUGUAGCAGCAUGGCGGAUCUCGUACAAUGACCGGCCAAAUGCGGAGCUCAUCAUGGAAUCAAGAAAGAAUGCUGAUCUUGUAAUCAGUUCGGUGGACUUUUCAAGCUAGAGCCCAUUUUGUUGAUAGGAAAUAGGAUUUUGGCUCUAAUAAUGUUCAGAUGAAGACACUAAUAAUGGUUGUUUCCAUGGAGUUCCUUGUACAUAUAAUAAGCUAAAUGCUUGUUUCCGUGGUGAUUCUGUGCAUGUACUAAGCUACUCCUCCAUCAAUUUGUUCUUGAUGUACAGUUGAGGGAUUAUUCAAUAAUUUAUUGGCGUUCUUCUAAAAAUACUCUUCAAAUUUGUGUCCAAUAUCUGUUUGUUAUUCUUACAAAAGAAAGUAUGAGCUUUGAUGUUGCAUUGAA
Molecule: messenger RNA, 1498 nt
Organism: Phragmites australis (common reed)
Lineage: Eukaryota; Viridiplantae; Streptophyta; Magnoliopsida; Poales; Poaceae
Product: putative uridine kinase C227.14
Exons: 12
Coding region: 238-1206 (322 amino acids)
Cellular component (GO): cytoplasm
Molecular function (GO): kinase activity; ATP binding
Source: RefSeq, a predicted model, not a curated record